Molecule: messenger RNA, 5086 nt
Organism: Echinops telfairi (small Madagascar hedgehog)
Lineage: Eukaryota; Metazoa; Chordata; Mammalia; Afrosoricida; Tenrecidae
Gene: RPS6KA2
Product: ribosomal protein S6 kinase A2
Exons: 23
Coding region: 113-2425 (770 amino acids)
Biological process (GO): protein phosphorylation; intracellular signal transduction
Molecular function (GO): ATP binding; ribosomal protein S6 kinase activity; magnesium ion binding
Source: RefSeq, a predicted model, not a curated record
CACCCCGCAGCCAUAUUGAAGACCCUGCACCCCGAGCCGGACUGGCCCACCUGCCCUGCGGGAGUCUGUUGCUGAGUCCCUGCACUUAAUCCCAGGCCGGGAAGUGGUCAACAUGCCCAUCGCCCAGCUGCUGGAGCUAUGGAAGAAGAUAGAGGUGGAGCCCAUGGACAUAGAAACCGGCGAGGAGGACCCUAACCUGGACGAGGAGCCCUCCACUGAAGACCCCGGAGAAGAAGGCAAGUGGGCCUCGACUUUGCCGGAGGCGAAGCCAGCCGCUGCCGCACAGGAGGAAGGCCUGGUGAAGGAGGUGGACAUCUGCCACCAUGUGAAGGAGGGCUUCGAGAAGGCGGACCCCUCGCAGUUCGAGCUGCUCAGAGUGCUGGGCCAGGGCUCUUACGGGAAGGUGUUCCUGGUGAGGAAGGUGAAGGGACCCGACUCGGGGCAGCUCUACGCCAUGAAGGUGCUGAAGAAAGCCACCUUAAAAGUCAGGGACCGAGUGAGGUCGAAGAUGGAGAGGGACAUUCUGGCCGAAGUGAAUCACCCAUUCAUCGUCAGGCUGCACUACGCCUUUCAGACAGAGGGGAAGCUCUACCUGAUCCUGGACUUCCUGCGUGGUGGGGACCUAUUCACCCGGCUCUCCAAAGAGGUGAUGUUCACGGAAGAGGACGUGAAGUUCUACCUGGCAGAGCUGGCCUUGGCUCUGGACCACCUGCAUGGGCUGGGGAUCAUCUACCGAGACCUGAAGCCGGAGAACAUCCUGCUGGAUGAAGAGGGGCACAUCAAGAUCACAGAUUUCGGCCUGAGCAAGGAGGCCGUGGACCAUGACAGGCGGGCCUACUCCUUCUGCGGGACCAUCGAGUACAUGGCGCCGGAGGUGGUGAACCGGCGUGGCCACACACAGAGCGCCGACUGGUGGUCCUUCGGCGUGCUCAUGUUCGAGAUGCUGACCGGCGCCCUGCCGUUCCAGGGGAAGGACCGGAAGGAGACCAUGGCUCUUAUCCUCAAAGCCAAGCUAGGCAUGCCUCAGUUCCUCAGCGCCGAGGCUCAGAACCUGCUGAGAGCCCUCUUCAAACGGAACCCCGCCAACCGACUAGGGGCUGGCCUGGAUGGGGUCGAGGAGAUAAAGCGCCAUCCCUUCUUCGUGACCACAGACUGGAAUAAGCUGUACAGGAAGGAGAUCAAGCCUCCCUUCAAGCCAGCAGUGGGCAGACCCGAGGACACCUUCCACUUCGACCCCGAGUUCACAUCCAGGACCCCAACAGACUCCCCAGGUGCACUCACUCCCCAUGUCUGCGCAGACUCACCGGGCGCACCCCCCAGUGCCAGCGCACACCACCUAUUCCGAGGAUUCAGUUUUGUGGCAUCGAGCCUGGUCCAGGAGCCCUCGCAGCAGGAUGUCCACAAGGCCACCGUCCACCCCAUUGUCCAGCAGCUGCACGGGAACAACGUCCACUUCACCGACGGCUACGAGAUCAAGGAGGACAUCGGGGUGGGCUCCUACUCCGUGUGCAAGCGCUGUGUGCACAAGGCCACCAGCGCAGAGUAUGCCGUGAAGAUCAUUGACAAGAGUAAAAGGGACCCGUCGGAAGAGAUUGAGAUCCUCCUGAGGUACGGCCAGCACCCCAACAUCAUCACCCUCAAAGACGUGUAUGACGAUGGGAAGUACGUGUACCUGGUGAUGGAGCUGAUGCGGGGCGGCGAGCUCCUGGACCGGAUCCUGCAGCUGCGGUGCUUCUCAGAGCGCGAGGCCAGCGACGUGCUGCACACCAUCGCCAAGACCAUGGACUACCUGCACUCCCAGGGGGUGGUUCACCGAGACCUGAAGCCCAGUAACAUCCUGUACGUGGACGAGUCCGGGGACGCCGAGUCCAUCCGAAUCUGUGACUUCGGCUUCGCCAAGCAGCUGCGAGCCGAGAACGGGCUGCUGAUGACCCCUUGCUACACGGCCAACUUCGUCGCCCCCGAGGUCCUGAAGCAGCAAGGGUACGACGCGGCAUGUGACGUGUGGAGCCUGGGGACCCUCUUGUACACCAUGCUGGCCGGCUUCACCCCCUUUGCCAACGGCCCCGAGGACACGCCCGAGGAGAUCCUGGCCAGGAUUGGCAGCGGGCAGUACGCCCUCUCCGGGGGGAACUGGGACUGUGUGUCGGACGCGGCAAAGGACGUGGUGUCCCGGAUGCUGCACGUGGACCCUCGGCAGCGCCUGACGGCUGUGCAGGUGCUAAAGCACCCGUGGAUUGUGAACAGAGAGUGCUUGUCCCAAAGCCAGCUCAGCAGGCAGGACGUCCACCUGGUGAAGGGGGCCAUGGCUGCCACCUACCUGGCCCUGAACCGAACGCCACAGGCACCCCGUCUGGAGCCCGUGCUGGCGUCCAACCUGGCGCAGCGCCGGGGCAUGAAGAGGCUGACGUCCACUCGGUUGUAGCCCUGGCCGGCUCCAGCCCAUGCUCGCCAGUGGACUCUGGACUGGGCUCCCCGCAGGUCGCAGGACGACCACCGUCCACGUGUCCUCUCUCAGUGGGGGAGCUGAACCGGGCACCCCAGAGCCCCACUGUGCCAACCUUGCUGACUGCCCCUCCCCAGUCCCCACGGCCUUGCCGCCUCCCUGCCUGCUGGUAGAAUGCACAUUGAGGGGCACCGUGUUUCCAGCCAGUCACCCGGUCAGCUCCACCACCCCCCUCGGGGCCCUGAGCACUGUGGUAGGGGCUCUGUCAGUGACAGAUCAGAGCCCCCAGCUUGUUCCAGAACCUUCCCCGCCGGCUGGGGCUGGACAGUGAGGCAGGGCCAUGCCCACCAGGAGACCCCAUCCUAUUCCAUAGCGAUCCAAAAACUGUGUGGACUGAGGGUGUUCAGCCCAAUGAAGGGGAGAACCCCGCCCCCCGGGACCCAGGCCUCUGCCCUCUGCCUGGGUAUCUGCCUCCCACAGGGGUGAGGGGGCCCCGAGGAGCUACGACGCCCACCCCGCUCCCUCCAGGGCUCAGCGGGGUGAGACCACGCGGGGCUUCUUUUUGGCCGGCGGGAAACUGUGACUAUGGAAUUUGCCUGCCCUGCAAGGAGCAGGGCGGGGCGGGGUGAGGGGCUCGCCCCAGCAGUGGUGCCCUGACAGCCCCUGUGUGCUGCACGUGGCGUGUCUGCGUGGCGUGUCCGUGGCAGAGCUGUGUGUUCAGUGACCUGUGUACCCUUGCUACUUACUGUGUUUGUGGGCGUGUGCUGCGCCCUGCUAUGGCCCUCAUCCCCCGUGGAUGCUCUGCACCCCGUCCUCAGCUCCCGGGGACCCCCUGGCCCUGCCCGGCCCGGCCCGGUGUGCUUUCACAGCUGUUGUCUGUGCCUCUGUCUUCUGUGGAGUCGCUCCCACCGCCCAGGAGCACCGAGGGGGCACCUGCUAGUUCAAGCCCACCCUCUGCCCCUCCCACCCCUCGCCUCAGCUCACCCCACGACCAGAGCAAACACAGUAUGCAAAGGUCUACCCCGGGGUCUUCGGAUCCCUCUUCCAUUAUUCCGUGCAGCCCCACAGGCGCAGAGGGCUGGAGGCGCCAGGAAGAAAGGCCCGCCAGACGGCAGAGCUCACCAGCCCGGGACUGGAUCCUGCCCCUGCCCCUGCCCCACCCCCACCCCACCAGGGCCCAGCACACGGAUCAGAUCAGAUCAGCCCCUGCGGCCUUUCCUUUGUUAAUUGUCACGCCCUCAUAAAAGCAAUGCCGCCUCUGCUGCGGGUCCGUGCUCCAGGCCUGAGUGAGGGUGCAGCCUGCCCUGUCUUGGGAGGCUCCUAGACAUGGAUCACAGGGGUCCACAGGCCUGUGCCCCACCUCCCCUCCCGCCCCACCAGGCCCAUCAUGGGUGCUGUCAGCGGGAAAGGCUUUCCCAAGACUGGAUGUCCACCCCACCCCAACCCUCCCACCACUGCUGGUUCCACCCGGGGUCCCCUUCCAGGAGCUCCCGUGUGGUCCACAUCGUGGGCCCCGCCCUCCCAGAAUUCCAGAGCCUACCUACUGGGCAGAGGGCUGAGACUAGGUCUAAGAGAGGCAGCGUAUGUAGAGAGCGAGGCCUAGAAUGUUUUCCCUGAGUGCCUCCUGGGACCCUGGUGACCCAGCUUUCCCACCCUCUGAGGACAAGACCCCACAGGGGUCCCUGACCCGCCUUCCAGGGGGGGAUCCUGCUUCUGCACCAUCCAGCCAGCCCUACUUAGCAUCCACAGCACCUGCUCCCACAAAAUGAUACUUGAAGCCCACCCCAGAAAGAGAUGUGGGUUCACCGCCCUGUAGUCCAGCUCCCAGAGCAGCGAGCACUCAGCACCCACAGGGGCUGCACCCAAGGGGGGCUGCCUGGACGGGUCUGUGCUGACACGCCCUUACCCGGUGACUUGCACAAAUGGUAGAACGCACAAAAGAACCUAGCCUCCCCUCCACACGUGUCACCUUGUCCCCACCGGGUCAUGAAAACCACGUUGCUAUGUCACCAAUAAGCUGAGCUCCAACCCCAACAGGCACCCCUGCCUGCCCCCUCCUCUGGCAGCCCCGCUGUUUGGGGGAACACCCAAUUCACCCCAUCAGUGUGGGAAAGCCCACAGGGUCCAGACCUCAGUGGCGGCCUCCUGCCUGUCCUUGGUUCAGCCGUGUGUGUGUGUGUGUGUGUGUGUGUGUGCAGUGUGGCAGGCCCCUGUGCAUGGAACAUUGAGCGUGUGCCAUGUGACAGGCCAUGCAUUCUGAAGAGACCCAGUGCCCCGUGCCCGCCAGUAUUGCUCACAAGAUGGUGUUAUUCUCCAAGCUGCGCGUGGGGGAGCUGCUGCUGCUGCGCUUCCCCCAGGCCCACAGCCACGGGACUCGGGUUGUCGCCAACCCCUCAAGAGCCACCGGUGCAUGUCUGUCCGUCAGUCCGUCUGUGGUGAGAAGGAGCAGCCGAGGCCGAGGGUGGUUGGUCCCCGGGGGCCCCGACUCCGCACUCUGUGUAUGAGCUUCGCCUCUGUGUGCACCGUGGGGUGUCCUGCCCACGCGUCCUGCUGCGUUCGUGCUGAGCGCGCUGUACAGAUAUUUAUUACGCUUUCCAGACUUUCUGAAUCGGUUUUUUGAAUAAAUCUGGGUUUUAUGAA